Molecule: messenger RNA, 1482 nt
Organism: Sorex araneus (European shrew)
Lineage: Eukaryota; Metazoa; Chordata; Mammalia; Eulipotyphla; Soricidae
Gene: SPMIP1
Product: ATP6V1F neighbor
Exons: 2
Coding region: 803-1336 (177 amino acids)
Source: RefSeq, a predicted model, not a curated record
GUGGCGGCCCCCAGAUGGUCAGCACUGGGCUAGAGGGAUAGCACAGCCGGAAAGCUGUUUGCAUUGUGUGUGGCCGAUCCCCGACAUCCCAUAUGGUCCCCCAAACCCCUCCAGAAGAGAUCCCUGAUCCAUUGUGGCCCAAACCCUCACCCCCACCACCAAAAACAAUCUGAGCAGGGUUGGACCCAAGCAGAGAAGCGGUGGGCCAGGAAGGUGGGGGCCCUUGCUCAAGGAUCCUUCCCCUAAAGCAGAGAGGAGGGAGGGCUAGAGUGAUAGCACAUCAAGGGAAGGUGUUUGCCUUGCACGUGGCUGACAUGGGUUCGAUUCCCAGCAUUCCAUAUGGUCCCCUGAGCACCGGAGUACUUCCUGAGUACAGAGCCAGGAGUAACCCCUGUGCAUCGCCGGGUGUGACCCAAAAAGCAAAAAAAAAAAAAAAGGGAGAGAGGAAGGAGUAUGGGGGCAGGGCAGGCCCUUCACACCCCCCCCCCCCCCCCGCACUCUGGGCUACUUUGGGCUGGGAAGGGGCCGGAUUGUAGGACUCGGAAGCUGAGUGCUGGAAUCCGGGCACCGGGGGUCCUAGAGCCAGGUUCGUGCAGGAGAUGUGGGGUUCAGAGUUGGGCUCGUGGCCCCAGGGCUGAGGCUGGCUCAGGGAGUGAGGCCUGUGAGGCGGCAGCGGGCAGGGCAGUGAGCCCCCCUGGCCCUGUGUGAGGUGGGGCUGGUUGCUGGGUGACGGGCCACCCACCUGCUGCCUGCCCUGUGCCCGCGGGGCUGCCCACUGCAAGCAGGCCCUGCUCCUGCCGCCAUGGCGCGCGUGCUCUUCAUGGAUACCGUGCGGCAGAACUUCUGGAAGGAAGAAUACCAGAAGGAGAAGGCCUCGCGCUGUGACUGGUACCGCAAGUACGGGCCGAUGGUGAAGGCCAGGCAGAAGGCCCGGGCCGCGGCCCGCCUGCCCCUGCGGCUGCCCGUCCUACCCCCCCAAAAGCCCCCAUCCCCCUCCCCUGCUCCCAAAGCUGCGCCCGAGAAGGUGCCCAGUGCGGUGCAGGCGGCUCCUCCUCUGCAGUCGGAGAUGCGGCCCGUGCCGCCGGCCGUCAGGGCCCUGCUGUACGAAGGCAUCUCCCACGACAACCAGGGCCGCCGCCUCUACCUCAGCACCCGGAGCCAGGAGCUGCCGGAGAGGCGCUACCACUUACCCAUCACCACCAGCUUCACGUACGGCUGGCAGCUGGGCCCGGUAGAGAAGCGUGAGAAGAUCUCCUGCAAGAUGUGCCGCCUCGAGUCGUUCUUCCGCAAGAACGGGGCGUUUGCCUUUCUCGAUCCCCAAGACCUGGCCCUCUGACGGGCUGGCGGGAAGGAAUAACACUGUGCUGGGGAGAAGCUGUGUGUGUGUGAUGACCUCAUCUUUGUGUGUGUGUGAGUAAUGACCUCUUCAGGUGUUUCUUUGGAGAGCCCCCAUCUCUUUCUGAGGAUCCAGCAGUUCCGUGU